UUCAACAAGGUAACCUUAAAGAAAUGGCCUUAACGUGGGAAGAUAAAGAAGUCAGAUUCGACAUCCCGUUUUCGGAGAUGCGAUUGAAAUCCGAAGAGAAGAUCGUGGAUAGGUUGGAUAACAUCGAGGAUACUAAAGGAAAUGGAGGAGACCGCGGAAGGAUGAUUAUAACUACUUUAAGGAUUCUAUGGCAUUCGAUAUCCAGCCCAAGAAUUAAUUUAUCAAUAGGUUUCAAUUCCAUAAUUAGUAUUAGUACAAAAGUUGUUAAUUCGAAACUCCGCGGGACGACUCAGGCUCUGCACAUGCUGACCAACUCGAAUAACACGAGAUUCGAAUUUAUUUUUACCAAUUUGAUACCUGGAAACAUGCGUCAUUUCACCUCUGUUAUGGGAGUCCAUAAGGCUUAUCUAUCUUCGAAAUUGUAUCGCGAGCUGAAACUACGGGGCGCCGUUGUGUACAAUAAGCAGCUGAAAAUAUUACCCUUGGAGCAGGUUUUUACGACAUUGCAUGGCGUUUGGAACUUAUCUAGUGAUCAGGGGAAUUUGGGGACUUUAAUAAUUUCAAAUGUUAGACUGGUAUGGUUUGCCGAUAUGAAUGAAGGCUUUAACAUUUCAUUACCGCAUUUGCAAAUAGACACGAUUAAAGUUCGUGACUCCAAGUUCGGUACAGCUCUGGUCAUAACUAGUACGCAGGAGAGCGGAGGAUACAUACUGGGAUUUCGGAUCGAUCCCGAGGAGAAGCUGCACGUAGUGUAUAAGGAGUUGAUCUCGCUGUAUUUAGUGUACAACAAAAAGCCGAUUUAUGGGGUGGAAUAUAAGUGGAGUCAUCAGAAGGAAACGGAUCUGCAGAAACAGCAUCUGAUCGAUGAUUUCUCGGAGGUGGAGGAGCCUAAAGGUGAGAUGACAAACGUCAUUACCGCUUACUUGGCAGAUGGAGGACAUAUCAAGGAUCGCAUGCCUCUUUACUCCGAAGAUCUUGGCAUUGCUAUUGAAAGCAUCAAAGAAGGUUAUACUCUUCAGAAACUUUGGGAAGUUAUACCUAUGUAAUUACACGUUUCAAAUUAGAACCAUUUGAUAUCAAUAUUAUAAAAUCAGCCAUUAUAAGUAGCAAAAAU
Messenger RNA from Nicrophorus vespilloides, 1114 nucleotides. It is a transcript of the gene BBS5, whose product is annotated as Bardet-Biedl syndrome 5 protein homolog. Gene Ontology annotation, molecular function: phosphatidylinositol-3-phosphate binding. The record is from RefSeq and is a predicted model, not a curated record. NCBI's taxonomy places the organism in Eukaryota, Metazoa, Arthropoda, Insecta, Coleoptera, Silphidae. Gene Ontology annotation, biological process: cilium assembly; intracellular transport. The transcript is spliced from 6 exons. Gene Ontology annotation, cellular component: BBSome; ciliary basal body. The coding region runs from base 24 to 1046 and encodes 340 amino acids.